This is a messenger RNA of Callorhinchus milii (elephant shark), 5853 nucleotides long. RefSeq names its product WNK lysine deficient protein kinase 4a (gene wnk4a). Gene Ontology annotation, molecular function: ATP binding; potassium channel inhibitor activity; protein serine/threonine kinase activity. Gene Ontology annotation, biological process: protein phosphorylation; positive regulation of potassium ion import across plasma membrane; negative regulation of sodium ion transport. The annotation marks the transcript as partial. NCBI's taxonomy places the organism in Eukaryota, Metazoa, Chordata, Chondrichthyes, Chimaeriformes, Callorhinchidae. The transcript is spliced from 21 exons. The record is from RefSeq and is a predicted model, not a curated record. Gene Ontology annotation, cellular component: cytosol; cytoplasm.
CAGCAAGGGAAGGACCCGGGCCAGAAGCCCGCCCGAGCCGACUCGGGGCUGGAGGGGGCCGGCCCGGGUUCGGUGUCUCCCAAGCGUCCGCCAGAGGAGAGCCAAGCCGAGCCCGAGGAGAACGAGGAGGUGGAGAUGAAAGCCGUGGCCAUCUCUCCCGAUGGCAGGUUCCUCAAGUUCAACAUCGAGCUGGGCAGAGGCUCCUUUAAAACCGUCUACAAGGGGCUCGACACCGUCACCACGGUGGAGGUGGCAUGGUGUGAGCUACAGACUCGGAAGCUGUCGAAGGCCGAGCGGCAGAGGUUCAGUGAGGAGGUGGAGAUGCUGAAGGGUUUGCAGCAUCCCAACAUCGUGCGCUUCUACGACUCCUUCAAGUCGUCCAUCAAAGGCCACAAGUUCAUCGUGCUGGUCACCGAGCUCAUGACGUCUGGGACCCUCAAAACGUACCUGAAGAGGUUCAAGGUGAUGAAGAACAAGGUGCUCCAGAGGUGGAGCCGGCAGAUAUUGAAAGGCUUGCACUUCCUGCACACGCGCUCACCGCCCAUCAUCCACCGCGACCUCAAGUGUGACAACAUCUUCAUCACAGGCCCCACGGGCUCCGUGAAGAUCGGGGACCUGGGGCUGGCCACCCUCAAGAGCGCCUCGUUCGCAAAGAGCGUGAUAGGAACGCCAGAGUUCAUGGCCCCCGAGAUGUACGAGGAGAAAUACGACGAAGCUGUCGACGUUUACGCCUUUGGGAUGUGUCUGCUGGAAAUGGCCACCUCCGAAUACCCUUACUCCGAGUGCCAGAAUGCGGCUCAGAUCUACCGCAAAGUGACCAGCGGGGUUAAGCCAAGCAGUUUUCACAAAGUAAACGUCCCUGAACUCAAGGAGAUUAUCGAGGGCUGCAUACGGCAAAACAAUGAUAAGAGGUACACCAUACAGGAACUCCUGGAUCACGCCUUCUUCCAAGAGGAGACGGGGGUUCAUGUAGAGCUGGCCGAGGAAGAUGACGGAACCAAAUCAGCCCUGAAGUUCUGGCUACGCAUGGACGACACGAAGAAACUCCACGGCAAAUACAAGGACAACAAAGCCAUCGAGUUCCUGUUCGAGCUCUACAAGGAUGUCUCCGAGGUGGUGGCCCAGGAGAUGGUAACGCUGGGCUUUGUGUGCGAGGUCGACUACAAAGUGGUUGCGAAAGCCAUCAGGGACCGGGUGACGGACGUCAAGAGGAAGCGGGAACGAAGCCACCGGGUGCGAGAGGAGCUGAAGAAGAAGGAGCAGGAGGAGAGGCAGAAGGUGUCCGAGCUCUCGGAGGAGUCCAAGCCCGUCCCGGACGCCGCCCAGGGGGUGGCCGGGGGAAGCCAGGCGUCGCAGCCUCUACCUGCCUCGGGCUCCCCCAAACACGUGCUCAACCCCACGUUCCCUCCCGAGCCCGAGGAACCGGAAGCGGACCAACACCAGAGCUUCGUCUAUCGGCACACCGGAUACUCCUCGGCCACAUCUGACUGCGAGACCGAUGGCUAUCUAAGUUCUUCCGGGUUUCUGGACUCCAAUGAGAACAUGCACAAGGCUUCCAGCAUCUCGGCCACUCAAACAGAGAUGGGCCUGCAGUAUCCUCUGAACAUCGCUGUGUCGAUUCCCACCAAGCAACAGUUGUCACCUCACAGCGGACUGAACUCACCAGCUGACAGCUAUGCCUCCGAUGUCGCCUCUGGAAUGAGCGACGGGUACGAAGGCCUGUCUGCGGGGGAGGGACCGAGGAAGGUUCCGGCAAGACGGACGUCCAGCAAGCUCAUCCGCAGGCGAGGACGAUCCCGGCUACGGAUACUUAACAUUUCAGACAAAGGUGACCGUGUGGUGGAAUGUCAGCUGCAGACGCACAACAACAAGAUGGUGACGUUCCGGUUUGAUCUGGAGGGCGACAGCCCCGAGGAGAUUGCGGCUGUUAUGAUCAACAACGAGUUCAUCCUCCUGACAGAGAAGGAGGGUUUUGUGUGUAAGCUCCGCGACAUCAUCCACAAGGUGGAGACCCUGCUGAGCAAGGACGGGCCGGGGGACCAGACCGGACGCAGAGAGGGAACAGAGGAGGCCGACAGCCAGCAGCCCAGCCCCCCCGUGCCCCAGUACCCUCAGGGAGAAGCCCAAUUAAAUCUCUCACCAUCUCCGUCACUGUCACCGAGUGAGACAGAAGCGGCGAGCUCCGUCCUCUCCUCUCGUGAGCUGGAGUCUCCGAGCCGGAAUUUCCUGUUCAGUCCGGUGGCCGAAAACCAACCCCACGGCUCUCCAGUUUCCGAGCCGUCCUCUCAGUCGCUUGUCCACACUCCCUCUGCAGGUGGGUCAGUCGUGCACCGCCCGCCCGGGCCCGCAGAACCCGCGCCCCUCGAAGCCGGAGACGUGCCGGGAGGAGUAACGCAGCCCGGCUUCAUCCCGGCCCCCGCCGGUGGCCGGAGACCGAACGGAGCUGACGUGCUCACAGCGACGCCUCCUCAGACCGUCAGCCCGGUGUGGACUCCGCAGCCCGCGGCAGCCUGGAGCACUCCCACUCCCAACCCCACUCCCAACCCCACUCCCACUCCCACUCCCCCCAGCUCGCUCAGCCCCAGCUCGGCCCUGACUCCAGCCGCCAGCCUACAGACAGGCCCACACCCAGCCUUGCUCACCAAGGACAUGGACCCCGCGAGCCCCGAGGCCCCCCUCUACCUGCAGCCGCAGCCCAGCGCCUGGCUGCAGAACGCGCAGCCCCUCCUGUCGCUGAACGACGUGCUGUCCCUGGCCAUGAGCAUGAGCAAACUCGCUCACACCUUCCUCCCCGGGACCCCCUCAGGCCUCCCCCAGUCUCCGCACCUCUCCCCCACCCCGGUCCUUCCUCAGCCGCCGCCGGUGCCCGGAGGCCGCGGCUGGGGGCAGCAUCCCGGAGACGGGCACGGGGGAGGCGGCGGUGGGGCGGGGGAUGUGGCGAGUCUGGAUGGGCAGCUGGGAAUGAUCUUCCACGAGGGGAACAAGUCUCCGGAAAUCUGGCAGCUGCAGGACCCGAUGGCCUGGGAGCUCGCCCACGCCCACGGCUUCCCCUCGCCGUCGGCCAAAGGGACGGGCUCGGAUCCACGCCCGUUAGUCGCGCACAGCGUCGGAGGUUUCACGGGCAGGACUCCCUCGUAUCUUCAGUCGUACCCUCCAACACUCCACUUCCUCGAUCAUCAGCAGUACGUCUACGUCAGAAAGUGCUACAGCCCAGGUGUCCCCACCAGCCCAGCAGCCCCAGAGACUCCGUGCCAACCGGUCGCACCGCUUCCGAAACCCUCCGGCACAGACGGGAAGGACAGCCAGGUUUCCUUGUUAGAUCUCAGCCCCAAAGGCCACGUCACUGAAACCCUGACGUCCAAAGCCGAGCCGUGUCUCCUGUCUCCCAUCACCGAGGAGUUCAAAACUUUCCAGCUGCCGCCCUCCCCCCAGCCCGUGAUGGUCGGACGCUUUGAGGUGUUGAAGGCUGCGGACCCUGUGUCUGGCGUUUCGGGGACCCCGGGAGAGACCGGGGCCCGACCGGCCCCAACUGUCACGAGCGACUCCCACAACCAGGGGGCCGGGGGGACUGUCUCUGGGGGUCCGGCGGUGGAGGACAAAGCCGCCUGCUAUAGGCCGUCGGACUCUGGCGGGGAGGGCUGCCCCCCCUCGGCCCCCCAGCAGGCCUGGCCCCAGGGCCCCCGGCCCUCCAUCUACGUCAGCAGCGACGACUCGGAGAGCGACAACGAUGAGAUCUUUGAGGAGCUGCAGAGCCUGAGAGAGAAGCACAUGGCGGAGGUGCAGAAGCUGCAGGCCGUGCAGAAGAAGGAGAUCGAGGAGCUGUACGAGAAGAUGGGGAAGGUGCCCCCGGUGGGCAUCGUCUCGCCAGCCGCCAUGCUGUCCGGGAGGCAGAGACGUCUCUCCAAGGGCAACUUCAACCAAUCUCGACGCAACAGUUUACAGCGACUCGAACCUUUACAAACAACGGGGUUUCGAAGGAACUCGCUGAGCGGCACCAAUGGACCCUUAGACCCCCGUCAGACACAGCUGACUGUGGCCAACUUCCUUUGUUGAAGGGGAGGGGAGAGAGAGAGAGGAGGAGGGAGGAGAGCGGAGAGGAGGAAGAGGAGGAGGGAGGAGGAGGAAAGUGGACGGGAACCGGCUGAUCUCCGGAGACCCGCACGGCAAAAUCGGCGCGAUCCCGGACCGGGCAGGAGAGGGCAGGGAGGGCAGCGAGCGCCCCAGAGCCGGCCUUCAACCGCACCGGAGAGGAACGGCGGGACGGGCGACGACGCGAGGAGCGAGGGGCCGACCGACGCCCGGCUGGGAGUGCGGGGAAGACACGGCUGUUUCCGUGGCACACGCGCGUAGAUUGCGGUACACGUGUACAGGCAGCGCUCCGGCUGGCGUGAGGGGCGCUCUGCAAAUGCAAGCUGUUGUCAAUGUCGUUCUUGCGUGUCGGGAGUACGCGUGUGUGUGUGUGUGUGUGUGUGUGUACACGUGAGUAUUGGGGAGACUGCAGCGUGUACCGUACGCACACGUGUGUACACUGGCUUUUCCACUCUGCCGUUGGUGGAGGGAAAAAAUCCCUUACGGAAGGAUGAACGGAAGGUCCCUUUCCCGCUGGGAGAUCGCCAACAGCAACUUGCCUGGUCCGCGUUCAGAAGGAAUCCUUCGAGGAGAAAUCACGGUACGAUCCAAAGGUUAUAAGGCAGUCGGGGCGAGCGAGCGAGCGAGGGAGGGAGGGACGGAGGGGGGGAACGAGAGAAGGAGGGAAGGAGGCAGGGAUGCGGGGAGAGAUGAAGAAUUUAUUAUGGAGUGUAACAAGGUGUGUUCAAAACCUUAUUUGAUUUGAAGGCGCCGUGUCUCGGGCAAUCAAUUCGCCCACGAACUAUGCACACGGUCGAUCCACUUCACAGUACAUUUCAGACCUCUCGACGACGUGAUCAGGCGUCGCGUCAAACCCAAGGAUUAUUGUUGUCGUUAAUACGAUAAAAGCCUCACCGAAAGCCUUAUAACUCUGCCCACGAGCUGCCGAUUCGUUAAAGGAGGUUCACGCAGAUGUGAACGCCGUGCAAUAGCGCUGUAACCACGUGUCGCUGUCCAUCUCCUGUUCGCCGGAACCCGUCAAGAGGAUCGGACGUCGAAUCCGUACUUAACGGGACAUGUUUUUCGAACCAAACCUUCGUCUCUCCCGUUCUCCGCUUCGGAGCGGGCAACGCCAUUUAGAAUCGAUGGAAAUAUUAAUUUACGCUCGGACCUACCCGCAACCCGGAAAGCCUGAAUCGAACGACGCCGGCGGUCAAUGAAGGCGCGAGCGCGUGUGGGUACAUGUAGACGUACAUGUGGGUACAUGCGGAGAUGUUGGGAGUACGUGCGUGUAGUGGGGUACGUGUGCAAUGGUGUGUGUGUGUGUGCGCGUACGCAUGGGUAUUGGGAAGACUAGUGUGUACACACGUGCACACACCCUCUUGAAGGUGACUUAAUAGGACGGUGCGAUGACAGCACGACUUAUUGUGUACCAGGUUUACCCACCGAACGUCAACGUCAACAACAGAUAUUUAAGUGUAAUUAGUAUUAAAAUCCGCCUUUGAGAUUGUUUUGGGGGGGGAUUCACGAGCUGAUGUUCUCCCGUGGUGACUUGGGGCCUUUUGUGGGGGGGGGGGGGGUGGUUGGUGAAUAAGAGAAUAACUGAGUGCAAACAAUGUUCAACCAGAGGCGUAUGAGCAAGUUUCCUUACUCCGCACACACGCGCGCCUCGGUUUACCUAAGCAGUAUAAGUAGAACCCGGUUGUCAGUCGAUUGGCGGAUCGCUUCUCAGGGGGUAACCAUCCCUUUGAAUAAAUAAACGAACAAAUAAAUAAUAAUAAUAAU